Molecule: messenger RNA, 297 nt
Organism: Cotesia congregata
Lineage: Eukaryota; Metazoa; Arthropoda; Insecta; Hymenoptera; Braconidae
Source: the annotation of a GenBank genome assembly
AUGCUGAGAAAUCAGAAUCAACCACCAGCUCAACAGCCCAAUGCACCUGUUGACCAAGUUGAAAUAGGUCAUCCAGGCUCCAAUGUUUUCGUCACUCAACAGCAAUGGGAUGCAGCUGAUUUCCAAAAUUCAUACACCUCAAUGGGAAUAUCUCUGGUCCGUGCGUUGUUUAAUGAUGACGUACUGAUGGCCAGUAAUUUGAGAGGUGGUCCAAGCAAGAUUCAUAAAAAUGCCCCUCGUAGACCCGGGUUGAAUUCGGUCAUUCCCGGGUUGAAUUCGGAAGCAACUCAUAAUUAA